CCUUGUGUUGUUUUCCGAGGACGUGAGCGGGCCACAGCAGUUCAGACUUCACCUGCGUGUUGCACAGCACACAACUCAGAUGUCCCAAACUGUUAUAUUUGGCAUAUGGAGACUCAACGCGUUUCUUCUCAGAUGUUUGUCUUUGUUUUUCUCUCAUCAGUCGCCGGAGUUCUUCUUGAUUUACAACUUUUUUCCCUUUCUUUGGAGCCAUUCUGGUCGGAAAAAACAACGCGGCUAAUGGAGUUAGCUCGUCUAGCUUUUGCGACUAUCUGAACGAGAGUCGCAGACAGAUGAUGUCAUCCAAAAUAUUGUCGGUGGUGUCGCGAGAGUGGCUUCCAAGGAGCGAGCGAACAUAUUAGCAUCCAGUCUGUUUGAUAUUUGCCGCAAACGAAGCUGCACCGUUUUGAUGUAAAUAUGCAUUUUAGAGCUUAUGGUGGAUACAACUGUGUAACUGUUUUAGGUUCGUGUUCCGUCUCAGAUACAUUUUGUGACGCUUUGUGUGCGGUAUAUUAUAAAACACUUCAGGGAUUUUAACACCGCGCCCAGGGUUGAGUUUAUAUUUUAUAAUUGAGGGCUGGCUAGUAGCUAGCAUCGCUUCCCGGAGGCUUCUUAUUUUGAGUCAUUUAUAAAACAGAUAUAUUAGAUAAAAUUAGUUGUUCUCCGUUGCGAAUGUUGAUAUUUCCACUAAAAUUGUCAGAUUGUUGCUAAUGCCAUCUAUUGGCGUUGUAGUUUAGUUGAUAGUUAGCUCGGUGGCUUUAGCCGUAAUGACAGGUGAGACGAUACGCGCCGUGCGAAAAGACCACUUCAAAGCCAACAAAAAUGUCCAAGCCGUGGACUCAUUCGACGACACUGGCCACCAUUUGAAGUCCAACAAGGCUUUCCUCAAAUCCGUCAAACCGUCUACACUGCACCAGCAGCAGCUUAAUGCAAACAACCUGAACGGCAAUGCAUCCAAUGGCAAUAUUGUCAGUGAUGACAAUAAGAACCCCAUCAUUCUCACCAACGAGGACUUCCCAGUGCAUGAGUGUGUGUUCAAAGGAGACGUGAGGCGGCUGUCCUCUCUCAUCAGGACUCAUAGCAUCUCUCAAAAAGAUGUGCAUGGUAAUACACCUUUGCACCUCGCUGUGAUGCUUGGCCACAAAGAAUGUGCUCUUCUUCUUCUGGCCCACAAUGCACCUGUCAAGAUAAAGAACAUACAGGGAUGGAGCCCUCUAGCAGAAGCUAUCAGCUACGGUGACAGGCAAAUGAUCACAGCAAUCCUGCGCAAACUGAAGCAACAAUCCAGGGAGAGCGUGGAGGAUAAAAGGCCCAAAUUACUGAAAGCCCUCAGGGAGCUGGGUGACUUUUAUCUGGAGCUGCAUUGGGAUUUUCAAAGCUGGGUGCCUUUGUUGUCCCGGAUGCUGCCCUCUGACACUUGUAAGAUCUACAAGCAGGGCAUCAACAUUAGGCUGGACACCACCCUCAUUGACUUUAUCGACAUGAAGUGUCAGCGCGGAGACCUCAGCUUCAUCUUCAACGGCGAAGCCCCACCCUCACAGUCCUUCGUGGUGCUGGACAACGAAGCCAAAGUGUACCAAAGAAUACAUCGCGAUGAGUCUGAGAUGGAGACAGAAGAAGAAGUGGACAUCCUCAUGAGCAGCGACAUCUACUCAGCCACUUUGUCCACAAAGUCCAUCAGCUUCUCGCGCAGCCAGAUCGGGUGGCUCUUCAGAGAGGACAAAACGGAGAGGGUGGGUAACUUCCUGGCUGACUUCUACGCCGUCAAUGGCCUGGUGCUGGAGUCCAGGAAGCGUCGCGAGCACCUGAGUGAGGAGGACAUCCUGAGGAACAAAGCCAUCAUGGAGAGCUUGAGCAAAGGGGGCAGCAUCAGCGAGCACAACUUUGAGUCCGUGAGGAGGCAAUCUCUCUCAGCCCCGCCCUCUAACACCAUUUCCUGGGAGGAGUACAUCACUGCAGAGCAUGGAAAGCCGCCUCACCUGGGGAGGGAGCUGAUGUGCAAGGAGAGCAAGAAACACUUCAAGGCCACCGUAGCCAUGAGCCAGGACUUUCCUCUGGGCAUUGAAUCGUUACUUAACGUGUUAGAGGUGGUGGCGCCCUUUAAGCACUUCAACAAACUGCGAGAGUUCGUCCAGAUGAAACUUCCUCCUGGUUUCCCCGUCAAACUGGACAUCCCAGUCUUCCCAACCAUCACGGCCACCGUCACCUUCCAGGAGUUUCACUACGACCAAUUUGAGGGGUCACUCUUCAUCAUCCCGCCCGAGUACAAGGAAGACCCCAGCCGCUUCCCUGACCUCUGACCUGGAAACAAGAAGUGUUUGGCUGCUCCAUGCAUCUCCGUUUCAUACAGAUGUGUAAUAUUAAGUGGAAAAGUGAGGUCAGUCAUUGAGCUGAUGCAAAGGAUAAAGAAAUGUCCUGCUGCUAUUCUCUCAUGAAAGGACUUUAAUAGAAAUAUUCUCCUCGUGUUCUUGAAAGCGUCUGACACUGGCCUCUGUAAAUAGUUUGUCUCCUCCAACAACAAAAACACUACUAUUAUAUCCUCAAAUAUGCAUUUAUACAUGAUGUAUCUAACUACUCAUGGCCGUACUGUGUAGCAAUACAUUUAAGAAUGUUUUUAAAUGAGCCCAUUUUAACUUAGUCAUCACCUUCAAGACUUUUUGUUGUGCAAGAUGAGCAUUCAGGUUUGCUCAUGUUUACCUCUUAGCUGUCUCCAUGUUUCUUUGUAUUGUCAUGUGUGUGCGUGUGAGAAACCCAGCCAGGUGGUCAGGUAAGUUGUUUCACACUACACUGAUCAAAGUAUGUGAGGGUUUGUGUCAUUCAUGCACCCUGCAGCUUCUAGCAUAUCUGCAAACAUGGUACCCAAUUAAAAGAAAUGUGUCACACCUGAAAGCACCUUUUAGUGGAUACUGUUUUAUUUAUUUUUUUUACUAUGCUGUGAAUUUGACAUUGCUGGAAAUCUUCGGAUUGUUGUUUUUUUUGAAGCACUCUUAUUUAUCCCUUUAAAUAAAGCACCAGCAUCACAUUGCA
Doryrhamphus excisus (bluestripe pipefish) is the source of this 3024-nucleotide messenger RNA. RefSeq names its product ankyrin repeat domain-containing protein 13C-like. Lineage: Eukaryota; Metazoa; Chordata; Actinopteri; Syngnathiformes; Syngnathidae. Gene Ontology annotation, cellular component: cytoplasm. Gene Ontology annotation, molecular function: signaling receptor binding. Gene Ontology annotation, biological process: protein retention in ER lumen. The record is from RefSeq and is a predicted model, not a curated record.